UAUUAAGAGUAUAAAUAAUAAUGGCCCAGCUUGAAAACGAUUGGUCUGAUUGGAAUCCCCUAGCUGAGCAUUAUUUUGAUGAGACUUCAAACAAAUAUGAAAGCGUCAACGAAGCACCUGCAAAAGAUAACUGUAAACAGGAUCGGAUUUCCAAACAAAUGCAAUAUCCAUACUUGGUUAUUAAAAAGAAUAAUCAAUUUAUUACUAACAAUAUGUUGAGAAAUUUUUUUGGCGACAUUAUUUACGACAUCGAAUUUCGCUCAGGAUCACGUGUAUUUUGUGUUUAUUUUCAUAAUAUUGGAUCUCUUGAGACGGCCUGGACAAAGAUUCGUCAGUUUCCAAAUAUUAUAUUUUGUGUCGAGGGUCGUUCACAACCAAACGACACUUUUUUACCUUGCCAACCAAAUGAGGCUGAAGAAACUAAAAUGCCCGAACCAGAACCAACUGCAAAUGCCGUGGACUUGGAAUCUCGCAAUAUUCAAGUGUCGGCAAAUCAAAAGAAGCAUCCGGAAUUCUUUAAACCUCCUAUAGUUAUCAAAGCUGACUACAACGGCAAAAACUCUCUGCUGGCCGUAAACGAUGUGAAUCAACGUUAUCUGAACGUUAAAUAUGAAUUCACGCUGGAGAGAUGUGGAGCUUACGAGUUGCAGAAGAUUGUUGAAAAGGAUCAGGCCGUGCUUUACUAUCGAUCCGGGCGCUUAAUAGUAACACCGCACAACCAACAGGAAUCUAAGGCGUGUGAUGGUGAAUCAAAGUUCCCGCAACUGGCAAAGAAGUGUUUAGCUUGCAAUUGCUACACUGACAACAGUUGCAAAUUUUGUCGGAUGCCCUUCUGCAAUCCAGUGUGCUUUGAUGCCCUAGCCACUGCGCACAAGGAGAGCUGCGAUAAGGGUAGACCGCCCGUGAUUGACGAUACCAUUACGACAAAUAUCACAAAGGUAAAGCUGCCGCCCUCCGGCAGCAACGUCAAAAUCACCGCAUUUGAACAGACCAACGUGUUGUACGUGCGCUCAGCUGAAAUUGUCGCCGAGAUUGCCUACUACAAAGUGCUCUCGGAUGUCAUGAUGCGGGGCAAAUUGGCGCCCAAGCUGACUCAGUUGCCGCAGUGCGGUCAGAUAGUCAUCUACAAGUCCAACAUUCAAACUGUACGAGCUAUGGUGCUUAAUGUCGACAAUCCGCAAUCCAUAUAUGUGGUGUGUGUGGAUUACGGCAACGUGGAGAUCACAACGCUCGAAUAUCUGCACGAGUGCAGCGUCUAUUUGGCAGCAUUGCCGCGCUAUGCUGUGCCCGUGCUGCUUCGCCGCGUACCAAGGCGCUACAUGUGCCCCAAUGUGCGUUGCAUGUUGUAUGAGCUGGACCACACCUACACAUUUGUGCUGAAGUACUCGGACCGUGAGUUUGACUUCGACAAGGGCAUGCAACGCGUCGUGCUCAUUGAGAGCGAACUAAAUCGCAGCUUAAAUGGAUUAAUUAAGACAAUAGUAACUCCCGUGGAGCCAUUACUAUCAGAAGCUGGAUAUAAGGAGGAUUAUUUGCAGCACGUGCACUUGCCAACUGGCAAAGGCCUCGACAUGGUCGUCAUGGAUAACACGUUCAUCAAAUUUGGUGUCAUUCACUGCACUAUUUUGGAUUAUGCAUACGAAGUAACUCAAAUGCAGCGCGACAUUCAAUUCUAUGGUGAAUCCGUUGCCAAAUGCGCGUUCUAUGCAGCGCCAAAAAACGAUUUAUGUAUUGCCAAAUACCAAGGCAAAUGGUGCCGAGGCCUGUGCAUGGAACUAGUGGGCGACGGUUACCCCAGCAUCUUAUUUAUCGACUACGGAAAUAUUAUCCCAAUUCAUGUUAAUGAUAUUCGCCCAUACCCUCCACAAUUUAUAUUCCCCAUAUUAACUACCGAAUACGAUCUGCUGGGCGUGCCCGCUGAUAUUACCGACGAGCAAUUGGCACGUCUCGAAAAGCAUUUGGCUGUUGGUGCCAUUGUAAAGUGCGAUGAGGUUAUUUACAACAAACACGAUAAUAAUUACUCGCUACGCAUAGACGCUGUUCAGAACCUUAUAAAGUAAAACAAAGCUUACAUAAAUAAACCUCGUUUUAAUACGUUUGCCAUAUUGCCUUAACCAAAAA
Molecule: messenger RNA, 2121 nt
Organism: Drosophila novamexicana
Lineage: Eukaryota; Metazoa; Arthropoda; Insecta; Diptera; Drosophilidae
Product: protein vreteno
Exons: 5
Coding region: 21-2060 (679 amino acids)
Source: RefSeq, a predicted model, not a curated record